Ziziphus jujuba (common jujube) is the source of this 3093-nucleotide messenger RNA. Its product is annotated as probable splicing factor 3A subunit 1. Gene Ontology annotation, cellular component: U2 snRNP; catalytic step 2 spliceosome; U2-type prespliceosome. NCBI's taxonomy places the organism in Eukaryota, Viridiplantae, Streptophyta, Magnoliopsida, Rosales, Rhamnaceae. The record is from RefSeq and is a predicted model, not a curated record. Gene Ontology annotation, biological process: mRNA cis splicing, via spliceosome; regulation of alternative mRNA splicing, via spliceosome. The transcript is spliced from 2 exons. Bases 338 to 2788 code for a protein of 816 amino acids. Gene Ontology annotation, molecular function: protein binding; RNA binding.
UUAGGUAUCUCAUUCCUUCGAUCGUUCACGUUUCAGCCCCAGACCACCACACGGCCGCCGACUCUGUCUCGGUCUCGCUUUUUUAUUUCUUCAAUCUUCAAACCGCAACCAGAAGAAGAACACUAUUAUUUUCGAAUUUCGGAGUUCGAAGAAAUUUGUUGAACAGUCAGGUGCGAUGGAUGUUUAGGUUUGAUUCGUGGUGUUAAUUUUCGGUUUCUUUAUUGAAUUUAUUAUUAGGGUUUGCGUUCAUUUUGUAGCUUAUAGAUUUGAAAGUUUUUGUAGAUGAGUUCGUAGACAAGGUGUUCUUUAAUUUGCUUGUGAAGGAAAAAAAGAAAAUAUGUUAGGAACAGGAGCUAUUUUGCCCCUUCCUGCUCCGCCCUCUGAUGGAAAUCUUGGUCCUCUUCCGCUAUCUCAAGUUUCUGAGGAGGAACAGAAGAAGGAUGAGAAUCAAUUGAAAGAGGAACAGAGCCAAACCAACUCUGUUCCUGCUUCUAUUGCAACCCACACAAGAACUAUUGGGAUAAUUCAUCCCCCUCCUGAUAUUAGAAACAUUGUUGAUAAAACUGCUCAAUUCGUUGCCAAGAAUGGGCCUGAAUUUGAGAAGAGAAUCAUAGCAAAUAAUACAGGGAAUGCCAAGUUCAAUUUCUUGAUUCCUUCGGAUCCUUACCAUGCUUAUUAUCAGCAUAGAUUGUCUGAGUUUCGUGCCCAGAAUCUUUCUUCUGCACAGCAGCCGGCGGAUUCAGCUGCACCUGAGGGUGCCUCUGUAGCGCCACCGACUUCUACUGCUGCUGAUGAGAAUGAAAUUGCGGCAGCAGCAAAGCCGGAUCCAUCUGCCCAGUUUAGACCUGUAAAGAAAGUGCUUGAGCCCCCAGAAGCUGAGCAGUAUACCGUUAGGCUUCCUGAAGGGAUUACUGGGGAAGAACUGGAUAUCAUUAAGCUGACAGCUCAGUUUGUAGCUCGAAAUGGGAAAUCUUUUUUGACGGGAUUAACAAGUAGGGAGAUCAAUAACCCACAGUUCCAUUUUCUCAAGCCUACUCACAGUAUGUUCAUGUUUUUCACUUCGCUCGCGGAUGCUUAUUCGAAAGUGUUGAUGCCUCCUAAGGGAUUGACAGAGAAGCUUAAGAAGAGCGUUGCGGACAUGACCACUGUGCUUGAACGGUGUGUGCACCGGCUUGAAUGGGAGCGGUCGCAAGAGCAGGCUAGGCAGAAAGCUGAGGAUGAGAUUGAGCAAGAAAGGAUACAAAUGGCCAUGAUUGAUUGGCAUGACUUUGUUGUGGUUGAGACUAUAGACUUUGUGGACGAUGAGGAUGAGGACUUACCGCCUCCAAUGACCCAUGAGGAGGUCAUAAAGAGAAGUAAGGUUUCAACUGUUGAAGAAGAGAUUGUUGAGCCUGGCAAAGAGAUGGAAAUGGAAAUGGAUGAAGAAGAGAUGCAACUUGUUGAAGAGGGCAUGAAAGCAGCUAGACUUGCAGACAAUGAUGAAGAAAAGAAGAAUGAGAAGAUGGAUACAGAAGAACCAGAACCGCCAAUGAGAAUCGUGAAGAACUGGAAGAGGCCUGAGGAGAGGAUCCCUGCAGAAAGAGACCCAACCAAGUAUGUUGUUUCUCCGAUCACUGGUGAGCUAAUUCCUAUCAGUGAGAUGUCUGAACACAUGAGAAUUUCCCUCAUUGAUCCUAAGUACAAAGAACAGAAAGAUAGAAUGUUUGCCAAGAUUCGAGAAACUACUCUGGCUCAGGAUGAUGAAAUCUCUAGAAAUAUUGUGGGACUUGCAAGGACCCGUCCUGAUAUUUUUGGUACCACAGAAGAAGAAGUCUCUAAUGCCGUAAAGGCUGAGAUUGAAAAGAAGAAAGAUGAGCAACCGAAGCAGGUUAUAUGGGAUGGUCAUACUGGAAGCAUUGGUCGAACUGCUAACCAAGCCAUGUCACAGAAUAUGAAUGGUGAGGAUCUGAAUGAUCCUAAUAACUUGGAUUUAAGGACCCUUCCUGGUCCUGCAGCUCCUCCUCCAAAACCUGGUGUACCAUCAGUCCGGCCACUUCCACCACCUCCCGGACUGGCUUUAAACCUUCCUCGUGUGCCUCCAAACACAGUUCAGUAUUCUGCUCCGAGCAGUGGUGGACUCCCUGUACCUCCACCCAGGCCCUCACUUAUGCAAAUGCAAAUGAUGCAAUCACUUCGGCCGCCUCCACCACCUAUGCAAAUGGGUUCUGGACAGCAAUCCCUUCUAAUGAAUAGGCAACCCCAAUUGCCUUCUAUGUCUAUGAAUGCAUCUAGUAUUCCUGUACCACCGCCGCCGGGAUCUCAGUUUACACCUCUGCCAGUUCACCGACCUUAUACCCAUCUUCCUGGUCCCCCUCCCACAAUGCCUAUGAUGCCUCCACCACCAUUGCCACAGGGAAUGCCUCCACCACCCCCACCUGAGGAAGCUCCUCCUCCUCUUCCUGAAGAACCAGAGCCAAAGAGACAAAAGCUUGAUGAUUCUUUGCUUGUUCCGGAAGACCAAUUUUUGGCUCAACAUCCGGGACCUGUACGCAUUACUAUUUCUGUUCCAAACGUGGAUGAAGGAAAUCUCAAGGGUCAACUUCUUGAAAUCACAGUACAGUCUUUGUCUGAAACUGUAGGGAGUCUGAAAGAGAAAAUUGCUGGAGAGAUUCAACUUCCUGCAAAUAAACAGAAAUUGAGUGGAAAACCUGGGUUUCUCAAGGACAACAUGUCGCUUGCUUAUUACAAUGUUGGAGCUGGAGAAACACUUGCUCUUUCAUUAAGAGAGCGUGGUGGUAGAAAGAGAUGAAACAGAUUCUUUUGUAAGGUUUUUGUAUGGAAUUUUCUUUUUACCAUUAGAGAAUGACACAUUAAUAUUGGGUUCUGUCUUUAGUCUGAGUAUGCUAGUUUUAGUUUACCUACCAAAAAUAUUCAAGCAUGUUUGUUACUGAACUUAUUUUUGGUAAAAGAUGGUAACCUCUUUUCCGUUUCGUCAUUGUGGCCAUAGGCGAGGAGAAAAAAACCCUUUUAAUUAAAUAGUAGUUAUAUAAAUAGUAUUAGUUAAUGUAAGUUUACAGUAUGUUUUAUUAUUUAUUAUUAUUAUUGCUUUGAAUA